Molecule: messenger RNA, 2617 nt
Organism: Salvelinus namaycush (lake trout)
Lineage: Eukaryota; Metazoa; Chordata; Actinopteri; Salmoniformes; Salmonidae
Product: eIF-2-alpha kinase GCN2-like
Exons: 21
Coding region: 1-2235 (744 amino acids)
Biological process (GO): mitochondrial translation
Cellular component (GO): mitochondrion
Molecular function (GO): identical protein binding
Source: RefSeq, a predicted model, not a curated record
AUGAAGGGCCUUGACUCCUGGGUGGAGCAUAGACUAGUGUCCUCUAUCUGUUUAGACUGCGCAUGGUCAUUCUGUCCAGCACAGAGAACACAGACUGGGGCGGGGGGGCCACGGGAAGGGUCUCACUCGCUCAUCACUGUCCCAUUACUCUGUCAUUCCACUCUGCUGGAGGACAUCAACUUCCCUGAAGAUUUCCCUGAGUAUAAGAGUGGAAAGCAGGUUAUUGGCUGGCUGCUGAACCAUGACCCGGCCCUGCGUCCCACGGCCAAGGAGCUCCUGAAGAGUGAUCUGCUGCCCCCGCCCCAGAUGGAGGAGUCGGAGCUCCACGAGGUCCUGCAGCACACCAUGGCUAACGUCAAUGGCAAGGCCUACCGCACCAUGGUCAACCAGCUGUUCUCCCAGAUCACCUCCCCCGUCAUGGACUACACCUACGAUAUCGACCUCCACAAGGGCAACUUUAAUUUCGACAGUGCCAGAUUGCAACCGUAUGUGUACGAAACAAUCACCAGGAUCUUCAAGAAACAUGGGGCUGUGUGUCUCCAGACCCCCUUGCGCCUCCCCAGUAACAGGAAGCUGUAUGAAGGCAGUGAGCCGGCCUGCUUGAUGGGCCACAGUGGCAUGCUGGUCACCCUGCCCUACGACCUCCGGAUUGCAUUCGCAAGAUUUGUGGCCAGAAAUAAUAUUACCCAUUUCAAGAGGUGGAGCAUUGAGCGUGUGUUCCGGCCCAGAAAGCUGGACAGGGCCCACCCCAGGGAGCUGCUGGAGUGUUCCUUUGACGUCAUUGUCCCCGUCACUAAUAGCCUGCUGCCUGACGCUGAGACCAUUUUCACCAUCGCAGAGAUUAUCCAGGAGUUCAGUGUCCUGCAGGAGAGGAACUGCCACAUCUACCUGAACCACACCAGCCUGCUGAAGGCCGUCCUGCUACACAGCGGCAUCCCUGAGGACAAACUGAGCCACGCAUCGAGCAUCCUCUGUGACGCCAUGAGUGAAAAGCUGACCAGGAGAGAGGUGGAGGCCAAGUUCUGUAACCUGUCCCUGUCCAACAACAGUUUGCAGACGCUGUAUAAAUACAUAGAGCAGAAAGGAGACCUGCAGGACCUGGUCCCCCUCAUCACCUCUCUGACCAAACAGAAGACUGCAGUCACCCAGCUGGCAAAGCAGGGCCUUAAAGACCAGGAGGAACUCACUGGCCUGCUCAGGAGACUGGGAGUCAAGCUACAGGUGGUGGUAAAUCUGGGUCUGGUUUAUAAGGUGCAACACCAUUGUGGGGUCAUCUUCCAGUUUGUGGCCUUCAUCAAGAAACGCAGACGCACAGUGCCAGACAUCAUGGCUGCAGGAGGGAGAUACGACCACCUGAUCCUUGAGUUCUGUGGCCCAGCAUCCUCUGCUCCUGUCCCUUCGACUGUAGGGGCCAGUUUGGCUCUGGACAAGGUCUGUGCUGCCAGCAUGGAAGAGCCGCCCUCUAUCAGUUCGUGUGACGUGCUGGUGGUACCAGUAGGCCACACCUCCAUGGGCCGAGCCAUCAACGUGGUCCAGAAGCUGUGGACAGCAGGGGUUUCUGCUGACAUUGUCUAUGACGUGUCACAGUCCCAGGAGACUAUGCUGGAGCCCUGUAGACAGGCUGGCAUCACCUGCAUGGCCCUUGUCUCAGACAAGGACGGGAACUACAUCAAGGUCAAGUCCUUUGAGAAGGAAAGGCAGUCCGAGAAGAGGAUUCCAGAGUCUGACCUUGUGGAUCACAUUGUUCAGAAAUGUCAGACCAAAUUCUUUGAGGAGAGAAAUAUCCGGGAAACCUCUGAGACUGUCUCUCUUCAGAACACCAAGGGGUCACUCGUCAAUGCCUCAGGAUCGUCAGAGCAGCACGGGAGCAGCGCCUCCAGUAACAUCAAUGUGUUACUUAUCUCACCAGAGGUGUCCUCCAGCGCCAGACGGCGCUACGAGACCCAGAUUCAAACCAGAUUGCAUUAUCUUGCUAGCAAUUUACAGAACAAGAGCAAUGCCAUCGAAGUUCUGGCUGUGGACCUGCCGAAGGGAACUCUCAUCAACUUCCUAUCAUUGGAGUUUGAUGGAGAUGAGCAGUUCAACAUCAGCAUUAAACGUCUGCUGUCACAUCUCCAUAAGCAGCGCUACCUCAAGUCCAUCUGUGAAGAGAUCCACUGCUUCAAAAUCCUAAAAUGGGUUGCUGUGGUGGUUUUGUACAGCUACAAGGACGACUACUACAAGAUUCUUCUGUAGCAGCUCCAAGCUGCUCCCAGCACAACAGGCUUCCUGUGGCGCUUUUCUAUAUAGAGAAACAGUAUCUGUUUAGAAAUAUGACUUUCCUUUUGAGACUGUGAACCUAAAGGUAAAAGUGAACUUUUAGUGUUAAAUUGUGAUCCAGUUACAAUCAGCUCUGAACCUCACUGCAUUUUGUGCUCCUCCCUACAACUAAAAGGCAAAAAAAUGGUUUCUAAUCUUCUUACUGUACCUGCUUUAAUGUGUAACGGUUAAUGUACAUUCUGAAGAGGAAUGUUUUUUUGAUUGCAGAUAGUGUUGCUAUAUUUCCAAAUAAAUGGCCAAUUCCAUAUUUUUAAAGUGACAUGAUGAGUAAUGGCAUUAAAUCUCAUAUUUUCCCUCA